Messenger RNA from Drosophila melanogaster (fruit fly), 3851 nucleotides. RefSeq names its product optic atrophy 1 (gene Opa1). The record is from RefSeq and is marked reviewed. Gene Ontology annotation, biological process: membrane fusion. Bases 136 to 2004 code for a protein of 622 amino acids. Gene Ontology annotation, molecular function: GTP binding; GTPase activity. Gene Ontology annotation, cellular component: mitochondrial intermembrane space; mitochondrial inner membrane. NCBI's taxonomy places the organism in Eukaryota, Metazoa, Arthropoda, Insecta, Diptera, Drosophilidae. The transcript has 12 exons.
CACCCUUUUCAACUCUGGUCACACAGAGCACAUCCCGUAAAGUUUUUCAGAGAUGAGUUUGCGGCAGGAAAAUUGAAUUAUUCACGGAAAUAAACAAAGUAAACUAAGUGGAAACUGUAAUCCUGACCAGCAAUUAUGUUGCGCAUCUAUCAAAAUACUUACCGGCGCACCGCGAGAAAAGCUGUUGUCUACUCCACCAAGGUCGCCUGCUGCAAUCAUUCCACGCUCUGUGGCAUCACCAGCCAUCCACGUCGGGCGCAGGAUAGCGGGAGCUCCAGUUCGAAUGGCAGGCACCGUGGCCACGAGGAGUUCCUACUUGCCGGCAAUCCGGCGCGGGGCUGGCAAAUGCCUCCGCCGUCGCGUGGUUACGGAAUGCUGGUGGUGCGCAUACUGCGGGGAGCCCUCAAGCUGCGAUACAUCGUCCUGGGCGGCGCCAUCGGCGGGGGCGUGUCGCUGAGCAAAAAAUACGAGGAAUGGAAGGAUGGACUGCCGAAUUUUAAGUGGCUGGAGGAUGCCAUGCCGCAGGGCGAACGGUGGAGCCAGUUCUCGCGGAAUCUCAUUGAGGUGGGCUCGCUGGUGAAGAACGCCAUCGAAGUUGCCAAAGAUGACUUAAAGGCCAAAACAACGGUGGCCGCUUUAGGCAUAACAUCCGAUGAGAGUCGUAAGAAGUAUGAGAAACUCCAGAGCCAGGUGGAGACGCUGCAGACGGAGAUCAUGAACGUCCAGAUUAAGUACCAAAAGGAGCUGGAGAAGAUGGAGAAGGAGAACCGUGAACUACGCCAGCAAUACCUCAUCCUGAAAACAAACAAAAAGACCACGGCAAAAAAAAUCAAAAAAUCCCUGAUCGACAUGUACUCUGAGGUCCUUGAUGAGCUAUCCGGCUACGAUACGGGCUACACCAUGGCCGAUCACCUACCCCGUGUUGUGGUAGUGGGAGAUCAGAGCAGCGGCAAGACCUCUGUCCUGGAAUCCAUUGCUAAGGCUCGCAUCUUUCCCCGUGGCAGUGGAGAGAUGAUGACGCGAGCCCCAGUCAAAGUUACUCUGGCUGAAGGACCAUACCAUGUGGCUCAGUUCCGUGACUCUGACCGGGAAUACGAUCUCACCAAGGAGUCUGAUCUGCAGGACCUCCGUCGGGAUGUGGAGUUCCGAAUGAAGGCGUCGGUGAGAGGUGGUAAAACCGUCAGCAAUGAAGUCAUUGCCAUGACGGUCAAGGGUCCCGGUCUGCAACGCAUGGUUCUAGUCGAUUUGCCAGGAAUAAUUUCGACCAUGACUGUCGACAUGGCCUCAGACACAAAAGAUUCCAUUCACCAGAUGACCAAGCAUUAUAUGAGCAAUCCGAACGCCAUCAUUCUCUGCAUUCAGGAUGGAUCUGUGGACGCUGAGCGCAGUAAUGUGACAGACUUGGUCAUGCAGUGCGAUCCCUUGGGUCGACGCACUAUUUUUGUGCUCACAAAGGUGGAUCUGGCCGAGGAGCUCGCCGAUCCUGAUAGAAUAAGGAAAAUCCUUUCGGGCAAACUCUUCCCCAUGAAGGCUUUGGGCUACUAUGCCGUCGUUACCGGUCGUGGACGAAAGGAUGACAGCAUAGAUGCUAUUCGGCAGUAUGAGGAAGACUUCUUUAAGAACUCCAAGCUUUUCCAUCGUCGAGGGGUUAUCAUGCCCCAUCAGGUGACCAGCCGCAAUCUGAGCUUGGCGGUGUCAGAUCGUUUCUGGAAGAUGGUGAGGGAAACCAUUGAGCAGCAGGCGGAUGCAUUUAAGGCGACUAGAUUUAAUCUGGAAACCGAAUGGAAAAAUAACUUCCCCAGAUUGCGCGAGUCUGGUCGAGAUGAGCUGUUCGACAAGGCAAAGGGCGAGAUACUGGACGAGGUGGUAACGCUCUCGCAAAUCUCCGCUAAAAAGUGGGACGACGCUCUGAGCACCAAGCUAUGGGAAAAGCUCUCCAAUUAUGUGUUUGAAAGCAUCUAUCUGCCCGCUGCACAGUCAGGUUCUCAAAGUAAUAUUUUGUAGUACUAAGUGUAGGUUGUAAGCAGAUUUCGCCGACGUCAUCGAUGGGGGCACGUCCAUCCAAUCGCCCGCCUUGUGUGCUCCGUCAUUGUGUGUGUUUCUUGCAAGAAGAUAUGGCUUGGCCUCGAACCUCACGUGUCUCUGCAAAACGUUGUGUCGUUUAAAUGUUUUGUUUAAUUUUGUAUUUAUCAUGGCCCGCAUUCAGCGUCGAAUUCCCGUGCAAGGGAAUCACAUGCGUUAAAUAAUUUCAAACCGGUUUGACUGAUAUUCCUGCAACAUUUCUUGAAUCACAAGUGUAAAUUUAAUGUGUACUCCCCGGCGGACGAUUUCGAAUCCCAUUAACACCGUUUGCCUUUGCCCCAAAAUAGUGACCCGGGAUUGUCACAGGUUCUGCGUUGCGAUCAUGUGCCGGAAAGUCGCUUAUAACGAAGAUUUACGAGCACCUGUACCGAAACCAGAUUUUGGUUUAUGUUCACAUUAUAAAAACGUAUGCGAUAUUAGCGAUUUAUGACCGAAAAACCCGUUUAAGCCAUCGCUCAGCUUGUGUUUAUUUAGCAUUUUAUGACAGACCUGUUAAUUUGCUCAAUGAAUUCAUCCAAAUCAAUGUCUAAUUGAAUUAAAUUGCAGUUAUCGAGUUAGGAAUCUGAAUGUUUCGUCGCUUUGUUUAUCAUUCCCCCCGUAGUUGUGUGUCUAGUUAAUUUGGCUCAACUAAUUUCAUACGAUUACUAUGCUCUUUAUAGAUUCCUUCAACACGAUGGUAGACAUCAAGUUGCGCCAGUGGGCCGAGCAGGCACUGCCCGCUAAGUCGGUGGAAGCUGGCUGGGAAGCGUUGCAGCAGGAAUUCAUAUCGCUGAUGGAGCGUUCGAAGAAGGCGCAGGAUCACGACGGCAUCUUCGAUCAGUUGAAGUCUGCGGUGGUGGAUGAGGCUAUACGUCGGCACAGCUGGGAGGACAAGGCCAUCGACAUGCUUCGCGUUAUCCAGCUGAAUACGCUGGAGGAUCGGUUCGUGCACGACAAGCAGGAGUGGGAUUCGGCGGUUAAGUUCCUGGAGAGUUCGGUGAAUGCCAAGCUCGUGCAGACGGAGGAGACUUUAGCACAAAUGUUUGGUCCCGGCCAAAUGCGACGAAUUACCCACUGGCAGUACCUGACGCAGGAUCAGCAGAAGAGGCGAAGCGUUAAGAACGAACUCGACAAAAUACUCAAAAACGAUACGAAACAUUUGCCCACCCUGACCCAUGAUGAACUGACUACGGUUCGCAAGAACCUUCAGCGUGAUAACGUGGAUGUGGACACGGACUACAUAAGGCAAACGUGGUUCCCGGUCUACAGAAAACACUUUCUGCAGCAGGCGUUACAGAGGGCAAAGGAUUGCCGCAAAGCAUAUUACCUCUACACGCAGCAGGGAGCCGAGUGUGAGAUAUCCUGCAGCGACGUCGUGCUCUUCUGGCGCAUCCAGCAGGUGAUCAAGAUAACAGGCAACGCACUGAGACAGCAAGUAAUCAAUCGGGAGGCGCGGCGGCUGGACAAGGAGAUCAAAGCGGUGCUGGACGAGUUCAGCGAUGACGAGGAGAAGAAGGGUUACCUGCUCACCGGCAAGCGCGUGCUACUAGCCGAGGAGCUAAUCAAAGUGCGGCAGAUCCAAGAGAAGCUGGAGGAGUUCAUCAAUUCACUUAAUCAGGAAAAGUAGUGUGCCAUGACCAAAGACACAACACCCGAGGCGUUACUUAUUUAACUUGAUAGUUUAAGACCACAUUUGAAAUGUUUGUUCAUAGUCACGCUUGAGCCCCUUAGUUAAGCAUACUUUGUGCUCCGAAAGUAAUAAACAAAUAGAUCGUUAGUUCGUAUUAUUG